This is a messenger RNA of Coregonus sp. 'balchen', 6845 nucleotides long. The record is from the annotation of a GenBank genome assembly. Lineage: Eukaryota; Metazoa; Chordata; Actinopteri; Salmoniformes; Salmonidae.
GGCUACUCCCCCUCCAACUAUAAGAUACAACUCACUCGAGAUACUAUUUCAUUAAGCGCAAAAACAUUUCAACGGCUAAGCGUACAGAUCCGAAUGCACAUGAAACGAUGAAUCUGGGAUAUAAUGUCGUGUUCUUCUUAUCAAUUGCCCUAUAUGACUCAGGUAAGGUUGUUGUAUUCGUAAAAAUAACAUUGCACAGUCCACUCUAACACAGACAGUGUCAUUUGUAGCAUAUUUACAUAUUCAUCGGAUGAACGCAGUGAUUUAAAUUGCCACUGUUGCUGAUGUGGCUCAUUUGUACUAAACAGCUCAAGUUCCAUCGAAAUGUGGUCCGCCGUCGUCCUAUCCACACACGCAAGUCGAUGACAUAUACCUAAAACCGAAAAAUGGUAGAUUCAGCCAUGGAUAUAAAGUCGUCUACAGAUGCGCGGAGGGCUACACUCCGAACAGUCGCAUUCGCUCUAUCAAGUGUGAAGCUGGAAAAUGGACACAACUAAACAUGAAGUGUGAAAGUAAGUAAUUGCCUACAGCUAAGCGUUUAGAUCAGUAUAUAUUGUUAUUGUGCAUAACACUGGUUCAAUGAAUGUCAUGUCAUCAUAUCAUUAUGGUUGUAACAGUCUCUGGGAUGAGAUUGUUGUGGCAAGGAGAUGUCAUUUGACACUUACAUUUACUGGGGCCUUAUGGUGGUUGCAAAGAGAGAACAUUUGGGAAUAACAUUUAUAUUCAAUCCAGUCAUUGAGGACUGCAGUGUGCCUGUCUUAGUGCUUUUUGGCACAAAAACUUCCCUGUGGUUAUUUAUGUUGAGUUUGGCACAGUAUCUCAACCUGGAUUCAUUCCCUGACUGCCUUGCUGUUUUCUAAUGUGUACCCUCCUCCUCUCUUCAGAGAAGAACUGUGGAUCUGCUGGGGAGUUAUUCAAUGGGUACUUUAAAUAUAUGGGGGCCUUGUUCGGGGACAAGGCAUAUGCAGUGUGCAAUGAGGGGUAAGUAAGUGUCUUGAAUGUAGUGAAAUAGGGCUAUAGCCUGAGCUUUUUCAUAAUCUCUGUGAUAUUUGCACAGGUUUACACUGAAGGGGAUGGAAUACAGAAUAUGUAAGGACUCUGGCUGGAGUGGAGAGAUUCCCACUUGUGAAGGUAUGUACCGUUCAAUGAUCAAUCGUAAAGUAAUAUGCAGCAAUAAGGUCUGGCCCUUUCUAAGUAGGACAUAACAUGCAUCCUAAUCAAUUUAGUAGGUUCUGCUGUAUGAAAUACCAGACUGGCAUGCCCUGUACUUGUCUAGGAGAUUGUAGGCACGACACGCCAAGGUCCUGUUGUUGAGACUUGACCAUGUUGGCCUUGGACAUUCAGUCCGUAAUUGUCCCAUCCUUACAAAAGCAUUAUAAUGUAAUGUAAACAAAUGUUCCUUUAGGCUACCACAGCAUGGAUAGUAAUGUCCUAUCUAAUGUACUGUAAGGGUGAUUUCUCACCAAACUAGAACAAAACAAGACCAUUAUUUUUUUUGAUUUUCACAAAAGUUAAUCCAUAGAAGGUUCCUUUGGAGGAAGGAUUGUUGACAUAUUUGCCAAUUGUAUCUUAAAGCAUAACUGAGAAAUAAUAAAUUGAAGUUGGAAUAUUUGUGACAUUUUGGCCUAACCCAGGCCUCCUUUAAAUGGGCAAUCUGCUGCUACAUCAUUUUUUAAAACGUAUAAAUGAAUUAUAUGUACCCAUUGAAUCUUAUAGAAUAUAACUUAUAAAUGCCGCAUAGGCUUAGUUCAACUGUCUUGCCCCAUCAGAACCCAAAAGAUAAGCUUGUUUUACUCCAAUGUUUGUAAACAAAGUAAAUGUAAACAAACACUAUGUAGCCUUAUUACAUGGUUAAAACUAUCAUGUUGAUAUCAUGGAUGGUCAGUCCUUGCAUCCAUAGCUCUGUCUAUGAAUUUGAGAGUGCUUACAUUUCUCCAGCCCCAUCCCUCAGCUUUUUACCGAAACAGGGCCGGGAAAAACGCUUUGUUAUUGCUUCAACUGCUUAUUACUGCUUUAAGACUCCACAAUGUUUUAUCUGUAGGUACUACAAAGUAAACAUUGGUGUCAUAUGAAUAUCAAUAUAUUGUUGAACAUAAUAAACUCUAUGGGCAUAUCAAAGUUCCAGAGUGGGAUCUCUGCUACUUUUAGAGUUAUGAUCAAGGGGCCAGCGUUCUUGUCUAGAAGCACAGUUUUGACUGCGCCUACAGUUUUGCUUUGGUACUGCAGUUUGUGACGCCUGGCCCAGAAAGACCGUUUCAUAAAUGGCCACAUAGAGAAGUGAGAUAUGAAAAUUCCUAAUAAGACACUUUAGUCAUCACCUUUGUGCACAAAACAUCCAUUGAAUUAUUCAAAUAAUUUCCACUCAGGCAGAUUAAAAAAAAAUAUAUAUAUCAUAGACGAAGAUAUUAACAUUUUAUAUUCAUCCAAGGUCUGCCAUGUUUUUGGAUGACGUGAUGACGUCGUCGCUGCUCCCUGUGCGCACUGAGUGCUAAUGCGCAUGUGAUGUUGGUCAGUAUAAACCGGAUGCAACCCGGAUAUAGACGGUUCAUGAAUUGGAACUUGAGUAGAUUACCUUGAAAACAACGGUCGGACAUCUUUGACGCAGUUUCUAGUUCUUAUUAUACCUUAGUGGUUAUGAUCCAAUUUGUAAGCAUUACCAACAUAGUGAAUGUGAAAUUGGAUUCAAAAUGGUCGCCCUCUGCUGGUAAUUUACAGGAUGUGCAGUGAUACAAGUAAAACUAGGGCUUCAAUUGGUUACAUUGCCUACUAUGCCAAUUUCUCUGUAUAAAAUGGGCCGUAACUUUCAAACUAGCAGAGAUCCUACUCUGGAACUUUGAUAUGCCUGUAGAGUAUAUUAUGUUCAACAAUAUAUUUUUUAAAAUGUAGCCAACUAAAAAAUGUUAUUUUCAAUAUUCAUGUUUAUAUUUUAAAACAUUUGUAAAUUAAUGCAAGGAAAUUGUUAUUGAAAUGAAAUUACUACUCAUAUUACAGAGCAAAUGGUAAAUCUUCAUAUGACAUCAAUUUCUAGCUUUCUAGCGUUUACAGAUGAAACAUUAUGGCAUCUUAAAGGAGGCCUGGGUAAGGCCAAAAAGUCACAAAUGUUCCAACUUCAAUUAGUUAUUUCUCAAUUAUGCUUUAAGAUACAAAUGUGAAAUAUAUGUCAACAAUCCUUCCUCCAAAGGACCCCUCUAUGGAUGACAUUUUGUGAAAAUCGCCCAAAUCAUAGUCACCCGUAAUGUUGUUGUGCUUUUUACCAAAGCAUGAGGUCAUUGUCUCAAUGGAGGCAUCUGUUUUUCCUCUUUAUCUCCAAGAUGAGGCACACAUUUUUUUCAUGUCAUUAUAGAUGCAAGAAUGAAUUGAACAAAACCACAGUAACAUUUGAAAUGUCAUCAUUCUAGAGGGAGGUGAACCACAAGUGGUUCCAGCAGAAGUGACCUGCCCGGCUCCUUCAGUGGCCAACGGUGUGAAGUUGAGUGAGACUGUCUCAGUGUACAGGGUCAGAGACUCAGUGACCUUGGCCUGCUCCGAGGGUUUCCUCCUGACUGGAGCCCAGCAGCUCACCUGUGGACCAGACGGUCAGUGGCAGCCCCAGCUCCCACGAUGUCUGCCCUCUGUCAGAGGUGAGGUCCAUCCUGGUUUGAAUAACACAUUGACUCAGUAGGGGUGCCCAACAUCUCUUAAGGGUUCCCAAAGUUGAAAUCUUUUCACUUUUCUGGGGUGUCCGGCCCAUAAUCAUUGCUGUGGGUGCCUUGAUAUGUUAUGGGUGUGCCUAGUCCUUGUAAUUCCAACUCCCACUCUAUGGAGACAUUGCUGUGUCUGUUGCAUAGUCUUUUGAAACUCUAAUUAUCAUUCUUCAGUGAUGAUUUGUAUGGAGUGCUCUGUAAUGAUAGGGCAUGGCCGUCUGCCACAGAGAGACACCAAACUUCUAUGAGCUAUGUUCUUUUUUCUUUUUCUAGAGAUCACUUGCAAUGCCCCCAAGGCACAGGAACAGAGGUUGAUCAACGGGUUGAAGCCAGUUUAUAGAUCUGGAGAUUCUUUGUCUUUUUCCUGCAAGGACCUUUAUUAUUUGAAUGGAUCAAUCACUGUUACAUGUGGGGUUAAAGGAAAAUGGACUCCUUCUAUUCCACAGUGCACACGUAAGUAUCUUGACAUGAUUAGGACAACUGCUAUACAGACUCCGUGUCAAAUGUGUUGUAACUCUGUUUUAACCUGCUUCUAUCUUUUUUACCGAUGUAGUGAUCAAGUGCCCUAUAUUAAACAUAACAAAUGGUAGGCCAUCCAGCAAGCACAGAAGACCUGGAUCAAAUGUAAUCAUAUCCUGCUCUAAAGGAAACCAGCUAAAAGGUGCUGCCCUCAUAACAUGUUCAAGAUCUGGGGAAUGGAUGGAGGAGAUUCCACAAUGUGUGUCAGGUAAAGGAUCUCUAGUUUUCGAAGGCUUGAAUGUACUGUAAGCCUAGUCUCUUUGUCCCUUUAUAAUAGCCUAUGCAUCUUUCCUAUGAUAAUUUAAAACACUGACAUUUUAAACUAAAAUCCCAGCCGACUGGUUCAGCAUUGGCAUCUCCACAUACCAUUCAUAUUUUUGAUUGAUGUACAGUAUUAGUAAAUCUAUCAAGGUCACAUUUGGUUGUUAUUUGAAAGGUUUUGUCAUGUCAUAAAUGUCUCAAUCCAGAGGGAAGACAGGCUCAAACUGUGGUUCCAGCAGAAGUGACUUGCCCUGCUCCUUCAGUGGCCAACGGUGUGAAGUUGAGUGAGGUCUCAGUGUACAGGGUCAAAGACUCAGUGACCUUGGCCUGCUCCGAGGGCUUCCUCCUGACUGGAGCCCAGCAGCUCACCUGUGGACCAGACGGCCAGUGGCAGCCCAAGCUUCCACUUUGUCAGCCCUCUAAUGAUGUAAUUGAAAUCCCCAAGCCUGAUGGUAAACACAACACCAGCCAAGAUCUGUCUCUAUGAUCAUUGAAAUAUAUAAUAAAUGUUAUGAUGCAUUGGUUUUAUACCAGAUGUGAUUUCUAUCUAUUGUCAAAAUGGUCCAUAUCCCUUUCCUGUAGGCAGAUGUGGAGUGCCACCGUACCUCUCCAACGCACACAUUUCUGACAGCUUUAGAGCACAGACAUAUUUUGGUCCUGGUGACCGGGUCAGUUACAGUUGUGCCUUGGGAUAUGUGAGAACAAGAGGCCCUAACCAUAGUACCUGCAUCAGUGGGAGGUGGACACCAGUAACUCUGAGAUGUGAACGUAAGAAACCAUAGGAAGUAGUAUUAAUGAUGUGCCAGAAUAUAUGAAAGUAUAUGUACAGUUAGUUACUCUACACAUACUUUUCAUAUAUUCUGGCACAUCAUUAAUACUUCUUCCUAUGUACUACAGUAUUUAAAGUACAUUCAACAAAAAUGCAACUGCGCUGUCUCAGGCAGCACGUUCAGGAGGUUGCACUUGUCUUGUUUAAGCAUUAGGUGGCAGCAGAGCCAUAGAUUAUUUAUAAUAUAUCACUCUGGAGUGAAUGUUUGUGUGUUUUGUGCCUUCUAAAAAAAAUUAAUUUAAUGAAAGUUUCUUGUCCAAAGGCAAAUUAUGUGGAUCGGCUGGAGAGAUCUCUUUUGGUCAAUUUGUCUAUACCGGUGCAGAGUUUGGAGAUAAAGCCACAGGGGUUUGUGAUGAGGGGUAAGUUCUAUUCUGCUAGUAUGUCUAUUUGCUCUCGAGGCUACUCUCAUAAUUGUUGCAGUGUACAAAUAAAAUGAUGCUUUGUCAGAUGAAAUCACUUUUUGUACCCAUUAUUACACCAGGUAUCAACUGGUUGGACAUGAUGUAAGAAAUUGCAUGAAUGAUGGCUGGGAUGGGCGUGUUCCUGUCUGUGAAGGUAGGCUGUCACAUUUAUUUUUUAGAUAGGCUACUGCACCACACAGUAUUACACCUGGGUCAUAGGUAAAUUGCUUUAGGUAGCUUUGCUUUAGUUUAUAACAUCCCUGAACUUCCAGUUCUGUCGCCAUAAUCGUAAAACAAUUUUUAUAAUGUUAAUUGUGUGUGUGUUUCAGCUGUGCAGUGUGCUGAACUUCCUGAGGUGGUAAAUGGAGUGACAAAUGGCCGUUUGGAACCACCUUACGUUUUCAGUACUGUGAUUGGCUAUCGGUGUCGCGUAGGUAAACUGAUUGGAGCGAGUGAGAUCUACUGUACCAAAGAUGGGACAUGGAGUGCGCCACCUCCAGAGUGCAAAGGUGCCAAUAGCUGUUCAACUCUAUAGCUUCUAUAGCUGCACUAUUUUGCUAUGUUUUUAUUCCCUUUAGCAAACUAUGAACAUCCCUUAAGUGUUGAGAACUUGGCCCUGAGAGUAAUAUUAAGGAACAAACCCCUCAACCCCUUUAAAACCAAUAGAAUAAAAGCAUAUGUUGACAUUUUAAUCUCUGUUCACAGACAUUAAAUGUCCCUAUCCCAGAGUACAAUAUGCCCGAAGGACAAGAGGAAUUAGAAUGCCACUUGAGUUUGGUGACUCUGUGACAUUUGUCUGUGAUAGAGACAUGGUGAUGAAUGGAUCAGGCACCGUCACAUGCAGCCUGGAUGGGACAUGGUCUCCUGCCCUUCCCACAUGUGAAUGUGAGUAAUUCUGAAGGUUCUAUUCACUGACAAUAUAACCCUUUGUAGGCUUGGCUUAUACAUAACUGGAGUGCAUUGUAUAAAAUUGUCUCAUUUUUUUCUUUUUUUACAGAUUGGCAGCGCUGAAGGUCUGCUACCAUUGAUCAUUAUACUGAAUGUUGCUAAAUCAACCAUUUUACCAUAUACUUUACCAUAAUAAAUUAAUAUCCUAAUGACUGUUUUCUUUAAAUACCCCUUAUGUCUUCUGGAAUCAUGUUAUUAAACCCC